AUGGCCCUUUUUGCGACCCACGGAUCUUUUGGAAUCCUGGAUACCGGAGCAACCAAAUCAGUAAUUGGAAGUGCACUUGUGCCCGAGUUGCUGCGAAGCCUGCAUCCUAAGGUACGAAACAAGGUUCAAAGAUGCAAGUGCAGUGUGACUUUUCGAUUCGGAAACCAAGGACUUCUUGAUAGCAAUCAUGCCAUUGUUAUCCCAAUAGGUAACCUUGGGUUAAAGAUCGCAGUUGUUCAGGGUCACACUCCUUUGUUGCUGUCCAAUACCUUGCUCCGAGCCUUAAAGUCUAGCGUCGAUAUUUCCUCCAGCAGCCUGCACAGCCCAGUGUUUGGAAAGCCUAUCAAAUUGCACUUGAACAGCCGUGGUUUGUUCCUGGUUGAUCUGAAUGAGCUUGUGCAAAGUGCGCUGAAACUUUCGACUGCAGCAGAGACUUUUGCCAACUGUGACAACAUCGAAGCAGCCUCCGUGAACAAACAGGACCCAAUUGACCGAAGUGGGAACGAAUGCCAGUUACCAAUAGCCAACAGAUUGGUUCAAGUAACCCUCCGAUUGCUGCAUCCGAUCCGUGUGCCAACAGCCAAAAUGAGCCUUGCCGACCGAUUCGACCGUGUCCUGGAGCGCAGCCAGACCUAUGCCCAAGGCGACAGUCUGGAGGAGUUCAAGUCCCUGAGCUUCGAAGAGAAGUGCCAACAGACAGUGACCUUUGGCAAAACCCACGUGGGCAAAACCUACUUGGAAAUGUACCACAACGAGCCCAAGUGGAUGAAAUGGUUCCUGCGAACCUACGAGACAUCCCAGAAGCUGGACCAUCUGAAGCUCCGUCACUUUGUGCAGAUCAUGGUGGAGCAGGAAGAGAAGGGCGAGACGCCCCCAACGAUGACCCUGACGGAGCCAUCACUUCAGAUGCCAAUGUUUGCCAGAGCCAAGGCACGCCCUCGAGAUCAAGCGUCAUCUCAUCGCCCUCACGAAGAGAUGACCCUGCACCAGGAAAUGGAGCCGGAUGCAGACGAAUGGUCCCUGGCCUCAAUGAAUCCCGAGUCCAACGAGAUGAUCACAGCACUGCAGGCACGUAUGGGCCACAUGGAAAAUGCGAUGACGGAGAUUCUGAACCACAUCCGUGAGUUGAAGGACCCUGUGAGCCAGAUGUUGAUUCAAAAGAGCAUGACCGUGCGAACCACCUCCUCCAAACUGCAUGAACAAUUGCAUGGUAGGCCGAAAAAGUUCCUCAAGCCUGCAGCAAAACUGAUUGAUCCGAAUGAGCUGCCUCGGAAAAGAAGAAGACUAGAGGUAAAGGGACCCGAUGAUGAUGUCAAAACACUCGUGCAGCAGAUUGUAACCAGCAUCAAGCAACAGCUUCCACGGGUAGGCAAGCAUGAGAUCACGGAAUCCGUAAUUCCUGUAGAACCAAAGAUCCUGGAUUUAGGCCAUGACCCAGAUGCAGCCGACAUCCAGAGUCAGAUGCAUGGGAAUCGAUUCUUGGCACUGCCCCCUGAAGAGCGAAGCCUCCUCAUACGAGUACACAAUUUGAGACAUGGGUUUUCACCGGAAGUGCUGGUGUUUGGGAAGGGCCUUCGAGUUCCUGGAUCUGUAGCCAGCGAUGAUCACCUCCCAUCCCAUUUGGCAGCCAUGGACGAAAAUGGACACGGCAUCCGUUUCCGCACUCAACUGGCAAUGCGUGAGUCUGCUCGUAAGGCAUUCCACGAAGCAGACAAUAGCAUGGCCCUGCGAAGAGCAAUGCUUCGUAGGCACGUGAGGUGCAAAAGCGAGGACGCGGCUGCUGUGGGCAGCACAGGUACCGAGAAGUGCAACAAGUUCAUAAGGGCCCAGGGGGACAAAGGUUCUCACAUCUGGGCCUUGCUGCCUACAUUUGAUCCUGCAGUGGACAAUGUCAGAGAGUACAUAGAGAAGGUGAAGUUCAUAGACACGAUCUGCCCAAAGAAAGAUCGACCAAUGCUAGCACUACGGCUAGCCAUGCUGUGUCGGGGGACGGCUUGGGGACAAGUUAAAAACUUCGACUCGGCACAGUUGGUUGAUCCCGAGAACGGUGUCAAAAACUUGUUGGCGGCGCUGUCAACUUGGGAAGAGUCCACCGAGAUGAAGACGUAUGAACAAUUCGCGAAAGCUGUCUACAAGACAGAUCAAAGGAGCGAUGAGUCCAGCAUGAGUUUUGUCAACCGCUUGCAGGACAAGAAACGUGUCCUGACAAUGACCAAUGGAGACAUGGACACGAAGAAGAUCGAACAAGCGAUGCGAACCCUGGCAAUUUUGUCACCAGGCGACUCUGAUGCCUUGAAUGUGGUCAGUUUUGAACGUGACUUGGAAGAGAUGUUUCAAGAAGUUCCUGACCUCCACAACGCUCUCCUGAGCUACCAAGAGGCGCGAACAAAGAUCCUGGAGAGGGAAAAAGGUCACUGGAAAGCAGAGUGCCCGAAUAAGCCUCCUGCUGCAACGGAUCAAGCAAACUAUGUGACUCACCAGAGCUUCCGAGCCUAUGCCCGUCAUGAUGAACCAGCCCAUGUGAUUUUUGAGGAAACGGACGAGGACGAAGCUGCCAGUCUGAACAUGAAGCAUCCGAGUGCUUCCACAGCCGACCGAGUGUCACUGAAAAUGCCAUGUCAGCCAAAGAAACAGCAGCCGUUCGAGUGUCCAACGUCCUACCCCCGCCGGGUCUUGUCCGAAGUGAGUCUUUUCAGAAUGCUGACUCAACGAGAUGCCAUGAAGCUGAUCAAAUCGACGGCCGAGGCAGUGAUGGAAUCUCUCAGAAUGCUCCUGAUCAUCUUGAUGAACCCGAAGAGGUCUUCAAGUCGUGCUGUACCAAGUCCUUCGGAAAUUGGAGUCCUCUCGGACCACGCAUGGGAGCUGGAGGAGGAGGAGGAAAUCAGAGCUGCAACAAGGACUCCACCCAAGAAGAGCCAGCCGAGAUCUCAGGGAGCCUCAACCAUGAGCCACCUGAACCAGAACCUGAUUCCAGAGAACAACCGAGAGAGCCAACUCGUGCUGACUGCUCAGGCCUUGGAGUCAUGGGGCAACAAGAGUGCCAUGGGGGAAAACGCACAAUGCGAGACGAUUCACCGAAGUGCACGAAGAACACCAAAGCUACGUCGACUGGGUCAGUGCACGAGCCAAGAACGCGACCCCGGCCAUGCAAGACUUCAUCACCUACUGCCAAGCUCGCAGCGACAUGGAGAAGCAGGCACUGAGAGGCCGUCAGUAAGAUCAGUGAAUCCAGGCCAACCGAUGCACCUGGAGAAUGCCUAUGAAUUGCACAUGAUGAACCAAUGUCGUCAUCACAUGCCAAUCCAGGGUCAUAAACCCAUAGAUCUCCUUGAAGUCUAUGCCAGCAAUAGUAGCCGAUUAAGGGAUGAAGUCAAUAAGAGGGGUGGGGUAGCCAAGAGAUUUACCUUUGAAGAUGGGGAUUUGAGCACCACCGAAGGACAAAUCAAGCUGUUCGGAAAAUCUUUUUGUGGAAGCCACGACACAUAUGGCUAG
Molecule: messenger RNA, 3492 nt
Organism: Cladocopium goreaui
Lineage: Eukaryota; Dinophyceae; Suessiales; Symbiodiniaceae
Source: the annotation of a GenBank genome assembly